AUGGCUACUGGCGACGCAAGCGAUGGUUUCGCAUCAUUGGUUGACACAGGGUUUGACUUUGGUAGGCUCCUCAGGUCCAUGGACGACGACGUCGGAGGCAGCUCUAUGGGCAGCGACCUUUGUAAUCUAUCCAUUGAUAAUAUGGGAUUCGACGCGCUCGCUGGCGACAAUUACUAUGCCCACCCUGAAUCCACGCCACACUCUUCCACCAUGUCGCCCAACGAUACGGUGGUGUCAUUGCACGCGCCGCCACCUGAGGUAUCUGUAACAGUGAUGAUGGCCUCCGUUCCACCAAGCAUGUGGCAAGAUGACGCGCAACACUCUCCAGACCCACGCGAAAUAUAUCCUCCUACUUCCAUCACAUCUCGCUCCUUUAUCAGUCCUGUGUCUACCUCGUCCGCAAAAACUUCGCCCUCAACAUCUCCAUCUUCCAGUCUGUCGCCGAGUACGACCGUUGCGAGAGGCUGGAUCAAUUACGGCGGUGACUCACCGCCGCCCAGAUCCCAGACGUCGUCAUCGGAUAGUUCUUCGAACGAGUCACUGCCUUUAACUGCACGGCGGGAGAAACGGAGCAUUCUUCGAUCAAGUACCUCUCCAUACGACAUAAAUAAUGGACGGAAAGCCCAAUUUCCCGGCAAUAACAAACCUUCUGGCUCCACCUCCAACACAGUUAUCGAGCUGCUCAAUUUUACAUUCAAACAAGCCCUCUGCAAAAAGUACCCGAAAUUCGCCAGGAAUCCCGAGGAUUACUUCUACGCUGAGGUCCUCGAUGACAUCAAUAUCAAUUCCGUUUGUCUUCUCUGUCCUCCUGAUUCGCAAACGACCUUCACCCCUCGCCACGCCAGAGAUGCCCAUUCUGCUCCUGGAGAAGGUAAAGAUCCGUUCAUUUACCUGGCCUGCUGCGAGGCCAAACCCCGAAAACCUACAUCGCUUUUCGUCAAGUCCGGUGCACUAAAGAGGCACUUUAAUUCGAGUUAUCAUAAUGAGAACAGGUUCAGAUGUCCGUACUGUUGUUCAGCAUCUUCUCGCCCAGAAACGGUCGCUAGACAUCUGACGAAGUGUCGUUCCCUGAAGAGGAUACUCAGUGAGGGAGAUGGGAGCGAUACGUCAGAUUGAGGGUUAUGAUACCGCCUCGACAUGAUUAAAAUAUGUAUAUGAUGACGGGUGUAUUUUAUUUUAGUACGGAUCCCAAAAUUGGAG
Molecule: messenger RNA, 1200 nt
Organism: Guyanagaster necrorhizus
Lineage: Eukaryota; Fungi; Basidiomycota; Agaricomycetes; Agaricales; Physalacriaceae
Exons: 6
Coding region: 1-1116 (371 amino acids)
Source: RefSeq, a predicted model, not a curated record